Molecule: messenger RNA, 1003 nt
Organism: Pyrus x bretschneideri (Chinese white pear)
Lineage: Eukaryota; Viridiplantae; Streptophyta; Magnoliopsida; Rosales; Rosaceae
Product: rRNA-processing protein FYV7-like
Exons: 3
Coding region: 130-819 (229 amino acids)
Cellular component (GO): nucleus
Source: RefSeq, a predicted model, not a curated record
UCCUCUGCAAGUCUCUCCUUUGCACUUGCACUAGCUCACACUUUACGUACCCCUAAUCCGCAAAUUAGGGUUUCCAAUUCGUCCUCUUUCCUCCCCAAUUUGUCAAUACUUCCCAAAUUCCGCUCAACAAUGAAGAAUCAACACCCAAAACAUGAAGGAAACGGAGAGAAAUUCAGCGGCUCGAGAUCGAAUAGCAUGAAGAAGAAGAAGAACAUGAGGAGGAUGGGCGGUCAAGGCCUUUCGCUCGAGGCCUUUGCGAAUGCUAAAUCGAACAGCAGCUACUUCAACCCAGCUUUGAUUAAGAAGCAGAAGGAGUUCUACAAGAAUUCCAAAUAUGUGAACAAGUAUAAGAAGUCACUGAAACAACAGCAGAGCAAUCCUCCGUUGGCGAUAAGCCGCUUCGAGGAGGAGAUGGAAACCGAAGAUGGUAAAAAGGAGAGCGAAACGGGAUAUGUUAGUGAGAAGGAGAAUGAGACUGAAUGUGGUAGUAAAAUGGAGAAUGGAGCUGGAGAUAGUAGUCAAAAGGAGAACGAAACUGGAGGUGGUAGUAAGAUGAGGAAGAAUGACAAGAAGAAAAAGAAGUACGGUGCUCGUAGUAUAAUGAAAAUGUAUAAGAUGAAACAUGAAGAUGAACAGAAGGAGAGAAUGGAGAGGGAGGCGAUUAUUCAGGCAAAGAAGGAAGAACGAGAAAAGGCGGAAGCGCGAAGGAAGUCUGCUAGGGAGAAGAUGCUUAAGAAAACGCAUAAAGGUCAGCCUGUUAUGAAGUACAGAAUUCAGCAUCUUUUGGAGACUAUUCAAGGUUCUUCGAAGCAAGCAUAGUUUGUGUAAGUUUUCGAACUUGUUUUGAUAUUUGGAUAAUUGUAAUGUUGCUGAUUGAAUUACUACUCGAGCAAUGUAAAAACAGUUUUGAUACCGUGAGGGUAGUGAAUCGGUUCUCUACAUGUUGUUGUGAUAGAUUUUUUCAUCAUUUUCUAUGAACGUUUAGACGCUUAUCUAUUGUUUA